AUGGAGUCCGUCCGCCAGUCCUGCCGGCCUAAACACCAGGUUUUGAUCUUGAAAUGUUAUCCGAAAUACCAGAAAGGCGUGCAGGAGGUUAUCCCGAAUUCGAGCGAACUGUCCUACCUCCUGUACUAUGCGAGUACGCGUCGCAGUAAGCUGACGAAAGUCGGCGCGUUCUUGGAAAAAAGGGCUGCCCGCGAUGUCUGGCGGCGGAGAUUGGGAAAUGUCCAGGUUACCCUGCAGAUCCUUACUGCACUGAUUGAGAAGGUUCCUCGCGACCUGCCCAUCUAUGCUCGCUCCAUCCUCACAAUCAUCGAUACCGUUCUGCGCUCCAAUGAUAUUUCAAUGGUAGAGGCGUCGGUGGCAACCUUUGAGAUGUUCUGCCGACACCAGGACAUGGCCGCUCUGUCGGCUGAUAAGGACCUCGCACACCAGUACCGUGAAGUCGUACGGAUGUAUACGGCUUUCGCCGCCACCAGCCCAAACGCCGACGCAAAGGGAACCCUGAGCGCCCCCAUGGCGAUACGCUGGAAGAAUGUAGGCUUGCACGCAAUCAAGGGCGUCGUUAGCUCCGAGGGAGUGGCUGUCGACGGCGGAUAUCUCCUGGGAAUCGUGUUACCGGUCGUCCUGCAGAAUCUUUACAACGGCGAAGACGAUGUGCUCGUCAACCUACGGUCGCACCUUCACGACUCGGAAAAGAACGAACGAGAAUUGGCGCGGCGGCGUAGGGUGAGCGUUGCAACCGUGCAGACGGCUGAUACCGCAGAGGGUGAUCCGGCGCUGGCGUCGCAGACUGCAGCCGACGCGGACAGGCAGGCAGAGAUGGAGAUGCGUCUGCUGGCCUUUCGUUGUUUGGAACGUGUGAUCGUGUCCGGCAGCAGCCGUGGCCAGAUUCGUAUCGCGACCAGAACGGUGCUCAAGUUCAUCACCAGCCAGCAUCCUCUACCGGAAAACCAGUAUGAUCAUGUCUUAGGCGUGGCGGCGAGCAGCACCUGGGCAUCUUCGCUGGUUGAGCUGAUUGCAAGCUGGUGUCCCGUGCAGAUCCGCUUCGUCAUCCUAGUGACGGCCAUGGAAGUCUUGCUGGAAACCGAUAUCACCGCAAACAAUCUGAGCCAGGCGUUCACUUUGGUGUAUCUGUUCGAUUGGCUCCUCAAAUCCUCGGUGAACAUGAUAGGUCUCAGUGUUAUGGAUGUCUUGCUUGGACUGAUGCAGAACAUCCUGCGAGUCCUGCAGCUCCCGGCCAAGGAGAACUUGAAUGGCGAUACAGAGGAGAAGCAACAGUACAAAGGGCCAGCUGCACAGCGAAAACUUCUCGCUCUUCUCGAGCAAUCUAUUGGCGAUCUGGCCACCCACAUUUACUACGGUGACCAAGUUGCGGACACGAUCAAGACGAUCCUGGCUCGCAUCAAGGCGUCGGCGUCGACUGACAGCGCGGCAAACUCGACAAACAAUCUCGAGAACUCUUUCGCAGCUACUAGCCAACCCAGCGAGGAGAGCAGCACGGAUGCAUUUUCAUAUUCGACCGCUAAAAUCACAGCCCUGAAAUCCAUUAAGAACGUUCUCGUCGUCGCUAACCUCCGACACCCCAUGGCCGCCGCAGGCGUCGAGACCAGAAACCGAGUAGGUAUCCAUGUCUGGGAGGGAACUCACUGGCUGCUGCGCGACCCGGAUCAAACCGUACGCUACGCCUAUGCUGAUGCAUUCUUGUCGUGGUUGAAGCUCGAGACGAGCAAGAGUGAUCUGCAAGCCAAGGUAGAGCCUGGAAAGCUUUCUAAAUCACUAUCGAAGCGGGAUCUGUCCGAAUCGGCAGACAAAUCUGCAAAGCAAGCUGCCAUGGGGACGACUUCGAGCCAACGAGAACGAGUGGCUGUGCUCGCACAGUCCAACUUUCUCCGUCUACUGCACUUGACGAUUUACGAUAUCGCGCUGGAAAAUCCCACGGACGAAUCUAGCGUGCUGCUUCUUCACCUACUGCUUGCAAACUUGGUUGAGCACCUGGGCGUUAAUGCUAUCCGUUUUGGUCUUCCUGUCGUUUUGCGGCUGCAAGAAGAUUUGAAUACGGUCUACAAACUGCGAUCUUUCGCUGCCAAAGUGAACAUUGGAAGCCUGAUAUAUGGCUACCUGUCAGCUGUGGUUGAAAAAUUUAACUUGGAAGCGUCGAACUCUGGAAAGGAAAUCUUGCACGAGAGCGACACAAGGAGGAAACAGGGCUUGUGGCUCAAGAAAGUUCGUCUCCCCCCCGCUUCACUCGACUCUAUUUUAUCUGGUGCCCCGACGGAUGCCAGCAGCCUGAAUCCCGCUGCAUCUACAUUCCCUCCGUUUCGGAGUGUGGAAGAUUUGGUCCGACAGAUCGAACAGUCGUAUAACGCGACAACGACCACGUCUUCUCAUAAUCCACUCAACCUUUCCGGGCGAGGUCUUCAUAAUCUUCCUACUAUGAACAACAUUCUGCCAACGGCCGAGGUACCUAAGAGUGCUUCUCUUCCGCUCAGUUUCACAAAUCAAAUGCUGUCAAAUUGGUCGAAGGAGAGCUGUCUUGCUGCUAUUGAGAAGGAAAGCAUCAAGACGUUAUCCAUCGCGGGCUCCCGAAGCGGCGCCUUUGGUGGGAGGCCCUACAUCCAGAUCAACGGGAAUAGAGACGGCUCUCCCACGGCUGGAACUGCGUCGCCAAGUGCUCAUGGUUCGUACGCAUAUGCAACCAGCGUAAAGCAAUCUCGGCGAAUGAGCGUCCCCGAAUCCAGCGGGUCGCUGGACCACAUAUCCGGCCGUGGAUCGCCCGUUCGCAUGAAUGACCUGCGUCGUGUUCUUUCUGUCAACACGGAAGGCAAAACAACUCGUAAGCAGAGUCCGCUGCGUGGCCGGCUGGAUAGAUCGAACACCAGCGUGAUCUCCAACAGCAGCGAAAGCAUGGUGAGCGGUGCCUUCUCCAUGUCCGAAGCCGAGGAUGUCUCAGGCAGCAGACCGCAGUCUGUGUAUGACCGGUCAGGGAACUCGGACUAUGACGGUUCGGAGACACCAAAGGCAUCUGUGACAGGCUUCAGCGGCAAUGGAAUGUUAUUUGACCAAUCUUCUCUGGAUCCCGACGAAAUCCCCCCAGUUCCACCAAUCCCCCCAUCCCUGUCAAUCCCCGGCGGCUUCCCGAACGAUUCCCAACGUUCAUUAUCCUCUGCCAAUCGACCAUCGACUGCUCCGGGCAAAGGCAGGCCUGCGACCACUACGUCCUCGGGCUCCCGUCCGCCCGGGUCGCUGAACAGGGACAGAACGAGGUCCAGCACCGGUCUUGCUGGCUCCGCCAUUGGCAGCGAGGGGCUCGUCGACGACCGCCAGCGAGACGAUGUUCUGAAACUCCUUGAUGGCUUCUUGUCCCCCUCAAGCCAACGUGGAAAUUCGCAUUCCCUGCACGAGACGAGGAGCCUCAACAGCCAGUCUAGCCGACGGGCCGUCAGCGGCGGUAUCGGCCGUCCACCGUACUGA
Molecule: messenger RNA, 3468 nt
Organism: Penicilliopsis zonata CBS 506.65
Lineage: Eukaryota; Fungi; Ascomycota; Eurotiomycetes; Eurotiales; Aspergillaceae
Exons: 2
Coding region: 1-3468 (1155 amino acids)
Biological process (GO): protein localization to plasma membrane
Cellular component (GO): plasma membrane
Source: RefSeq, a predicted model, not a curated record